Bombina bombina (fire-bellied toad) is the source of this 4244-nucleotide messenger RNA. It is a transcript of the gene MYO1B, whose product is annotated as myosin IB. Gene Ontology annotation, molecular function: microfilament motor activity; ATP binding; actin filament binding. The coding region runs from base 181 to 3591 and encodes 1136 amino acids. NCBI's taxonomy places the organism in Eukaryota, Metazoa, Chordata, Amphibia, Anura, Bombinatoridae. Gene Ontology annotation, cellular component: plasma membrane; microvillus; actin cytoskeleton. The record is from RefSeq and is a predicted model, not a curated record. Gene Ontology annotation, biological process: actin filament organization; vesicle transport along actin filament. The transcript is spliced from 31 exons.
CAGGCAGAGGAAGUAGUGACUUUCCCGUUCAUUCACACGCUCGCUGGGUUAGUGGAGCUGUGGAAUCAUCGUACUCACUCCUCAAAUACAAAACUGUUCCUAUAUACAUUGAAAGUGGAAUUUACAUACAAAAGAAAAUUGUUGGAAGGAAAUUGAUUCCUUAUCCCUGGAAAGGGCACAAUGGCCAAAAUGGAGGUGAAGACGUCCUUAUUGGACAACAUGAUAGGCGUAGGGGACAUGGUACUCUUGGAGCCGCUGAAUGAGGAAAGCUUUAUCAAUAAUCUCAAAAUACGUUUUGAUCACAAUGAAAUUUAUACAUACAUAGGAAGUGUGGUUAUAUCAGUGAACCCCUACAGACCACUGCCAAUUUAUACACCAGACAAAGUGGAAGAAUAUAGAAACAGAAAUUUUUAUGAACUUAGUCCUCAUAUCUAUGCUUUAUCUGAUGAAGCGUAUCGAUCCCUGAGAGACCAGGACAUGGACCAGUGCAUUCUGAUCACGGGGGAAAGUGGAGCUGGGAAAACAGAGGCCAGCAAACUAGUAAUGUCCUAUGUGGCAGCUGUGUGUGGGAAAGGAGCUGAGGUUAAUCAAGUGAAAGAACAACUUUUGCAGUCAAACCCAGUCCUUGAAGCAUUUGGCAAUGCGAAAACUGUAAGGAAUGACAACUCUUCACGAUUUGGCAAAUAUAUGGAUAUUGAAUUUGAUUUUAAAGGCGACCCUCUUGGUGGCGUUAUAAGCAACUAUCUCUUGGAGAAGUCUAGAGUUGUUAAGCAACCAAGAGGUGAAAGAAAUUUCCACGUCUUUUAUCAAAUGCUCUCUGGGGCCUCAGAUGAUCUUCUCGAUAAACUAAAACUUGAUCGGGAUUUCAGCAAAUAUAAUUACUUGGGCUUAGAUUCUGCCAGAGUGAAUGGUGUGGAUGAUGCCUCAAAUUUCAAAACAGUCCGGAAUGCUAUGCAAAUAGUUGGUUUCCUGGAACAUGAAACACAAUCUGUUUUAGAGGUUGUAGCUGCGGUACUGAAACUUGGAAACAUUGAAUUUAAACCUGAAUCUCGAGUCAAUGGCUUGGAUGAAAGUAAAAUUAAGGAUAAAAAUGAGUUGAAAGAAAUUUGCGAGCUGACCGGUAUUGACCAGUCUGUGCUAGAGAGAGCUUUCAGUUUUAGGACUGUGGAAGCCAAGCAGGAAAAAGUCUCCACUACCCUCAACGUGGCUCAGGCAUACUAUGCUCGUGAUGCACUGGCUAAGAAUUUGUACAGCAGACUGUUCUCCUGGCUCGUUAAUCGGAUCAAUGAGAGCAUUAAGGCACAAAGCAAAGUAAGGAAGAAGGUCAUGGGAGUUUUGGACAUCUAUGGCUUUGAAAUUUUUGAGGAAAACAGUUUUGAGCAGUUCAUCAUCAACUAUUGUAAUGAGAAGCUGCAGCAGAUCUUCAUUGAACUUACCCUGAAAGAGGAACAGGAAGAAUACAUACGGGAGGGUAUUGAGUGGACACACAUUGAAUACUUCAAUAAUGCCAUAAUCUGUGAUCUUAUAGAAAAUAAUCAGAAUGGGAUCUUGGCUAUGCUUGAUGAAGAAUGCCUACGGCCAGGCACGGUUACCGAUGAGACUUUCCUGGAAAAACUGAACCAAAUCUGUGCCACCCAUCAGCACUUUGAAAGCAGAAUGAGCAAGUGCUCGCGUUUUUUGAAUGACACCACCCUGCCACACAGCUGCUUCAGAAUUCAGCAUUAUGCUGGCAAGGUCAUGUACCAGGUAGAAGGAUUUGUUGAUAAGAACAACGACCUACUCUAUCGUGACCUCUCCCAGGCCAUGUGGAAAGCAAACAAUCCACUCAUCAAAGCCAUGUUCCCUGAAGGCAAUCCAGCUAAAAUUAACCUCAAGAGACCACCCACUGCUGGCUCACAGUUCAAAGCUUCAGUUUCGACCUUAAUGAAGAACCUGCUAACCAAGAACCCAAAUUACAUUAGAUGCGUUAAACCAAAUGACAAGAAAGCUGCUCAUAUAUUCACUGAUGCCCUUGUAAGUCACCAAAUCCGAUAUCUGGGUCUCUUGGAGAAUGUUCGGGUCAGGAGGGCCGGCUACGCCUUCAGGCAGCCAUAUGAGCCUUGUCUGGAGCGGUACAAGAUGUUGUGUAAGCAGACAUGGCCUCACUGGAAAGGACCUGCCAGAGAUGGUGUAGAAGUGCUGCUUAAUGAUUUAGAAAUCCCUAAAGAAGAGUUCUCAUUUGGAAGAUCAAAAAUAUUUAUCCGCAACCCACGAACGCUGUUUAAGCUGGAAGAUCUGAGAAAGGAACGUCUGGAGGACUUGGCUACCCUCAUUCAGAAAAUUUACAGGGGGUGGAAGUGUCGCACUCGUUUUCUUCUGAUGAAGGAGAGUCAGGUUGUGAUUGCGGCCUGGGUCAGGCGUUAUCUUCAACAGAAUAAGUACCGGCGGAUUAAAAGCUCCACUAUUGUGGUACAAUCCUACACCAGAGGAUGGAAGGCACGAAAAAUCCUCCGGGAACUUAAAUAUCAGAAGCGUUGUAAUGAAGCAGUUACUACAAUUGCAGCGUAUUGGCACGGAACACAGGCGCGAAAGGAACUGAGACGUCUGAAGGAGGAGGCUAGAAAUAAACAUGCUAUUGCUGUUAUAUGGGCUUACUGGCUUGGACUUAAGGCUCGAAGGGAAUUGAAACGCUUGAAGGAGGAGGCUAGGCGUAAGCAUGCAGUUGCAGUCAUAUGGGCUUACUGGCUUGGACUAAAGGUUCGUAGAGAGUACAGGAAGUUUUUCCGUGCAAAUGCUGGAAAGAAGAUAUACGAGUUCAUCAUUCAGAGAAUAAUACAAAAAUACUUUUUGGGAUUGAAGAAUACAGCACCUUCUUUGUCUCCAAUAGACAAUAAUUGGCCUGCAAGGCCAUACCUCUUUCUGGACUUAACGCACAAGGAAAUGAAGAGGAUUUUCCAUCUGUGGAGGUGUAAAAAGUACAGGGACCAAUUCACAGAGCAGAAGAAAUUUAUUUAUGAUGAAAAAUUGGAAGCCAGCGAGCUCUUCAAGGACAAGAAGUCAUUGUACCCUGCCAGUGUUGGACAGCCAUUCCAAGGAGAUUAUUUGGAAAUCAGCAAAAACCCCAAAUAUAAGAAACUAAGUGAUGCUGUAGAAGAAAAGAUUAUAAUUGCAGACAGUGUGAAUAAGAUAAACCGAGCUAACGGGAAGGGGGCAUCCAGAAUUUUCUUGUUGACAAAGAGUAAUCUUAUCAUUGCUGAUCAGAAGUCUGGGCAGAUCAAGCUGGAAGUACCUUUAGGUGAUGUCACCAAGCUGAGCAUGAGUUCUCAAAAGGAUGGUUUCUUUGCUGUCCAUCUGAAAGAAGGAUCUGCAGCAGCUUGCAAGGGUGAUUUCCUCUUCAGUAGUGAUCAUCUAAUCGAAAUGGCUACCAAAGUUUACCGAACAGCACUUCUGCAUACAAAACAGAAAAUCUACAUGGAGAUUGCAGAUGAGUUCCUUGUACAAUUUAAACAAGACAAAGUCUGCGUAAAGUUCAUUCAAGGAACCCAGAAAAAUGGCAACAUUCCAACAUGCAAACGGAAAAAUAAUCGCCUCCUGGAAGUGGCCGUUCCUUAACUUCUGUGAUGUCUUUUAAUCUGUGGACUUGUUCAAUUGUAAUAGUGCAAUUUUUUAGAGAGGGGGUUUUCUGCAUUUUUGUUAAAAAGAAAAAAAAAAGUUUUAGACAUGUCUGCAGCCUAAGGCCAUGGGUGUCUUCAGACAAAUAUUCUAUCAAUCUUAAACCAUUUUAAAUUUUUACAUAUUUUUAAUUUUUUAUGGAAUUGUUUUUACCCUGAACAGAGAAUCCAAGUCAUUUUAAUAUCUAAUGAUGAAGGUCGCACACUUGGUUGAAAUCUGUGGAGUUACCCAUAAAAAUAUGAACCAGAAGCUGUACGUUACUGAAGUUUAUAUAUAAAAAAAAAGUUGGUUAUCAAUAACUUGUAUGUUAAUGUUCUCAUGUUUUGUUUGCAUUAUGAAAGGUAUCAGUUGUUAUUUCAAAAAUCUUCCAAAAUUGUUGUUUAUUUGUAUUCCCUUGUCAACUAGGUAUGAACUUUUCUACUGUAAAAAGUUUCUGACAUAAACGAUGUGCUAAUAUAUACAUAGUGGCCAUAAAAUAAUUUUUUUCUGUACUGCUGCCAAUGGAUAGACAUUGCAUGAGUAAUAUUGUUAAUACAUUACAUGGAAUAAAAAAUCUGCCAUUGCUUGUUAUGUGUAAAAACACAGAUAAUUAA